Caenorhabditis briggsae is the source of this 192-nucleotide messenger RNA. The transcript is spliced from 2 exons. The coding region runs from base 1 to 192 and encodes 63 amino acids. The record is from RefSeq and is a predicted model, not a curated record. NCBI's taxonomy places the organism in Eukaryota, Metazoa, Nematoda, Chromadorea, Rhabditida, Rhabditidae.
AUGGAUUCUACAAAAUUCCAAGUAUUUGAAUUUGACAAGCAAGCGGAUUGGCCAGUUGAAAUGGUUUUAGAACUGAUGAAAAUUCGACACGGAGCGAAUGAGUCUCCAAUUGUAUUCGUUUCUGGACAAUUCGUUGGAGGUCUUGAAGAAGCGAGAAGGUACGACAGGACGCAUGGAUUCGAAAAAAUUUAA